Molecule: messenger RNA, 2223 nt
Organism: Telopea speciosissima
Lineage: Eukaryota; Viridiplantae; Streptophyta; Magnoliopsida; Proteales; Proteaceae
Product: pyruvate kinase isozyme A, chloroplastic-like
Exons: 7
Coding region: 233-1972 (579 amino acids)
Biological process (GO): glycolytic process
Cellular component (GO): cytoplasm
Molecular function (GO): magnesium ion binding; potassium ion binding; pyruvate kinase activity
Source: RefSeq, a predicted model, not a curated record
CUAAACCCUACAUCUGUUCGAUCCAACACUCGCGGCUGCCCUCGUAAACAUCGAUUCGUCUUCCACGGGCGAUUGGGGGCGAAGAUCCCAACCAAAGAACAGCCGAACAGGUCAAUGUUGUGGAACGAUCUGUUCUCAUAAUCCAUCGCUCAAGCCCUGAUCACUGUCUCUUGCUUUCUACCCGUAUCAGCAACAGCACUGUGAAGUUGUUGUAACAUAGUGCGCAAUCUCAAUGGCUGCUGUGGGCGAUUCCAUCCUUCUGUCUCGUGAGAUCUUCUCUAAGAAGCAGAAUGAUGUUCCCUUCAAGAACCAGUAUUUUGGUGCUUCAGUUCUUCUUCCUAAAACCCCACCUCGUCUAGCAAAAUCUAGGGUUAGGACUUUGUUGUCGGUUCGAUCAACGAUGCAGGUUGAUUUGGGGAAUGUGACUCGUUCUCCUGAACUCGUGGAAUCACCUUUAGGAUUUGAUUUGGUGUCUGAGGUAGAGUUGAAGGAGAAGGGGUUUAUGGGUCUGCGGAAGACUAAGCUCGUGUGUACAAUCGGUCCGGCUUGCUGCAGUUUAGAGAAGUUGGAAAGACUGGCGUUGGGAGGGAUGAAUGUUGCAAGGCUUAACAUGUGUCACAAUACGCAGGAGUGGCAUCGGGAUGUAAUUCGGAAUAUUAAAAGGCUGAACGAAGAAAAGGGGUUUUGCAUUUCUUUGAUGAUUGACAUCGAAGGUCUUCAGAUGCAUAUGGUUGAUCAUGGGGCCGAUUCUUCUGUCAAAGCUGAGGAUGGGUCGAUCUGGUUGUUUACCACUCAAAAAUUUGAGGGAUCUCGUCCACUUACAGUUAAAGCCAAUUAUGAAGGAUUUUCUGAAGGUAUAACUAUUGGUGAUGAGAUUGUCAUUGAUGGAGGAAUGGCAAGCUUUGAAGUUAUUGAGAAGGUUGGAAAUGAUCUGCGCUGCAGGUGCAUAGACCCCGGCCUUCUCCUACCCCGGGCAAAGUUGAGUUUUUGGAGAGAUGGAAAACUUGUGGGGAGGCAGUAUGGGCUUCCUACCCUAUCACCAAAGGAUUGGGCUGAUGUCGAGUUUGGGAUAUCCGAAGGAAUCGACUUUAUUGCCUUGUCAUUUGUAAAGGAUCCUAAUGAUAUCAAACAAUUAAAGAGAUACCUCGCCACAAAAUCAUCAGAGUUCACAAAAGUUUUGGCCAAGAUUGAAAGCUUGGAGUCUCUUGAGAAUUUGGAGAGUAUUGUAGAAGCCUCUGAUGGAAUCAUGGUGGCACGUGGUGAUCUUGGUGUGGAAAUUCCACUUGAACAGAUUCCGACAGUCCAAGAAGAGAUAACUCAUGUUUGUAGGCAACUAAAUAAGCCAGUGAUCAUAGCUUCUCAACUUCUCGAGUCAAUGGUUGAAUAUCCAACCCCGACACGUGCUGAGGUUGCAGAUGUUUCAGAGGCAGUAAGGCAAUAUACUGAUGGCUUGAUGUUAUCUGGAGAGUCAGCAAUUGGGUUAUUUGGAGAGAAGGCUCUUUCCGUCUUGAGAGUGGCUAGUGGUCGAAUGGAACUAUGGGGUCGUGAAGAAAAUCGACAAAGCCUUCUCUCACUGCCUCAACUUGGAUUGUCUUUGCCUGACCGGAUUGCGGAGCAGAUCUGCAAUUCUGCUGUGGAAAUGGCAAAUAAACUUGGGGUAGAUGCAAUAUUUGUAUACACUAAACAUGGAUAUAUGGCAUCUCUUCUGUCACGCAACCGUCCAAAUCCUCCAAUAUUUGCAUUCACCGACAAAAGCAGCACCAGGAAGGCUCUUAAUUUGCAUUGGGGGGUUAUCCCCCUCCAUGUUGAACUAUCAGAUAACAUGGAAAAGAACAUUGCGGAAACUUUUGAACUCAUGAAGACAAGGCAGAUGGUGAAAGAGGGAGAUGUGGUAUUGGUUGUCUCAGAUGUUGACACAAUUUGUUCAAGCCCUGCUGUAUUCCAAUCGAUUCUGGUGAGAACUAUAGUGUAGUGCUUCUGUUUGUUCACUCACCUGUAUUGGUAUGUAUUUUGUAUUUCCACGAGUGAUGGAGCAAUGCCAUACUGUAUAAGUAGAGAGCUUACCAUCUUGGAUGUGCUUGUGGUGGUAGUGUAAUUUUCAGUGCAUUUAGGAGCUUACAGCCUUACCAAAAGUGUUAAAUUUCAGUCUUUCACAACAUAUGUAGCCAUGAAUCCUCAUACAAUGAACCUAUAAAUUUGAGAACAUGGUGUUCACUACUUUCU